AACAACCAACCUCUCACCAUUGUCUUUCUCUCUCUCUUAAAAACACAACCAAAACCCCUCAAGAAACUAAGCACCCUCCACAGGCCAUGUACGGACACAGCCACCAAUCACUAGUCAGUUAUACCUCAGCCGACCUCAUCGGCAACCUCCCCUUGCUCGACGCGACGGCUUUGCCGCCACCUCUGCUCAUCCCUCCGAGCUACGAGUUUGACCCGAUGGGAGCGGUGGCCCUGCCGAAGUUGGAGUUGAGUUACAGCUGCAGCAGUGGGUGCAGUAGCUACGAGUCACCAAGCUCGCUCACGAGCUACUCGGUUUUGAGUCCGAGCUUGAUGCAGAGGAGCAUCAGCAGUCUCUCGCUCCAGAAGAAUGAUGGUGUCAAUGGGUUUCGUCAACUUGUCUCAACGACAUCCCUGGGGGAUUACGUGGACUCGGAGACUAGUCACGUUAGGAGGGUGUUCAGCACCGGUGAUUUACAGAGGAUUAACAUGGUGCAACAUUACCAUCGAUCCGAGAGCCCGUUAUCAAAUGAGAACCAUAGUAUUAUCGAGGGUAUGAGCAAAGCCUGCCGUUACAAUCCAGAGGAGAAAAAAGAGAGGAUUGAGAGAUACAGAAGCAAGAGAAACCAGAGAAACUUCAACAAAAAGAUCAAGUAUGUAUGUAGGAAGACAUUGGCAGACAGCAGGCCGCGUAUCAGGGGGCGAUUCGCCAGGAACGAUGAAAUCGGAAACAGUUCCCAAAACCAGUGGAGUCAAAUGAGAGGGGAAGAAGAUUAUGAAGAUGACGACAAUUGGAUCCAUUUUCUGGACUCGUUUACGGGGAACCUAAUUCCUUAAAAACAUCCGAUCAAGGAAAUUCUCUAGUUUGGAUGCUUAAGCAUGAUAGUGUGGCAAGAUUAGGUUACUUGGUUUCCCUUGUAAUGAUGCAUUUUAGAAGAUAUAUAAAGCUUUUAAUUAGGCAAUGCAAAAUCUGGUUUGUUGUUGUGUAGUAUGAACUACUUUGGAGCUUCAGCCAAAGAAGCUGAGGUUUCUGAAAGUAAGAUAUUGUUUGUUGAAUUAGUCGCCCCUUUUUUUUUUCUAGUGGGGAAGUAAAGGGUCAUUGUUCAUAAUUUCAAGCACGGCCACCUUUUAAUUUGACUACAUUAUUUUCUUGUUAAUAUGAA
Rhododendron vialii is the source of this 1159-nucleotide messenger RNA. RefSeq lists its product as uncharacterized. Gene Ontology annotation, cellular component: nucleus. The coding region runs from base 87 to 833 and encodes 248 amino acids. Lineage: Eukaryota; Viridiplantae; Streptophyta; Magnoliopsida; Ericales; Ericaceae. The transcript is spliced from 3 exons. Gene Ontology annotation, molecular function: protein binding. Gene Ontology annotation, biological process: regulation of flower development. The record is from RefSeq and is a predicted model, not a curated record.